Raphanus sativus (radish) is the source of this 1374-nucleotide messenger RNA. RefSeq names its product heptahelical transmembrane protein 3-like. The coding region runs from base 102 to 1166 and encodes 354 amino acids. The record is from RefSeq and is a predicted model, not a curated record. Gene Ontology annotation, molecular function: signaling receptor activity. Gene Ontology annotation, biological process: response to hormone. Gene Ontology annotation, cellular component: membrane. Lineage: Eukaryota; Viridiplantae; Streptophyta; Magnoliopsida; Brassicales; Brassicaceae. The transcript is spliced from 4 exons.
UAAAAUAGGAAACAAAGGACCAUCCAACCUCAGAUUUUCCCAAUUCUUCAGAGAAAGGGACGGGCAUAGAUUAGCUGCAGCUAGGAUCUAGCCAGUAGCUGAUGAAGAGACAAAGAGCGACGAAGAAAUCUUCUGCGAUGGUGACUGUUAUCAAUUCGAAACGAUUCGAGACGAGAAUUGUAAGGAGAUUGAUGAAGUUCGAGGAAUUGCCUGGUUAUUUGCAAGAUAACGAGUUUAUACACGACCAUUAUCGAUGCCAAUGGUCUCUCAGAGAUACCUUCCUCAGCACCUUCUCUUGGCAUAACGAGACUCUCAACAUCUGGACGCACUUGAUCGGAUUUGUGUUAUUUCUGUGGAUGAUGGUGGUGAGUUCAUUAGAGACGACGGAGCUCGGCCUCGCUGGACUCUUCAAUGGAAUGUCCGGAGCGUGGAAUCCGUGGAUAAUUAGCCUCUCAAGCAAUCAGAGUCUGCGUCAUCAUGAUUCGGAAGUGGCACAGCAUAUGUCACUGCUAAACUCUCAAGCAGAAGUGAACCAUCACAACCACCACCAAGAAGUUGUUCCGAAAUGGCCAUGGCUUGUGUACUUAGCCGGAGCCAUGGGUUGCUUGAUCUGUAGCUCAGUUUCUCACCUCCUCGCUUGCCACUCAAAACGUUUCAACCUCUUCUUCUGGCGUUUAGACUACUCAGGAAUCUCACUCAUGAUUGUCUCCUCUUUCUUUGCGCCUAUCUACUACGCAUUCUCUUGCCACACUAACUUCCGUUUCCUCUACCUUUCCUCAAUCUCAAUCCUCGGCCUCCUCGCCAUCAUCACUCUCCUCUCUCCAGCUCUCUCAUCACCACGUUUCAGACCAUUCAGGGCAGCCCUUUUCCUUGCAAUGGGAUUCUCUAGUGUGGUGCCUGCUUCACAUGUGCUUUGCCUUUACUGGGGCCACCCUAAUGUGCUCUUCGCCCUUGCUUGCGAGCUUAUCACUGGUAUCUCAUAUGCUGUGGGAGCAGUGUUUUAUGUUAGUCGUGUGCCUGAGGGAUUGAAGCCUGGAGCGUUUGACAUUGCAGGACAUAGCCAUCAAAUAUUCCAUGUGUUUGUAGUUUUGGGAGCUCUUGUUCAUUGUGUUGCCACUCUUCUCAUUGUGGAUUUUCGACGAACAUCUCUUUCUUGUGGGUUUUAGCCAGAGAGUAAGCAUUAGUUUGUGAUAUUUCAAUUCAUUUUAAGAUCUAAAAUAGUUGAUUCUACAUGGUGCUCUUAGAGAUAGAAACAAGGGCAACUGCGAUUGCAAGAUCUAUAAGACUCUGAUUACCGAGCAGAGUCUUUGUACCGUAGGGACAUCAUCAUUGGAUUACCGAACAUGUUAUAACAAGCUUUAUCAUAUUUACAUA